Molecule: messenger RNA, 2901 nt
Organism: Saccoglossus kowalevskii
Lineage: Eukaryota; Metazoa; Hemichordata; Enteropneusta; Harrimaniidae
Source: RefSeq, a predicted model, not a curated record
AUGGCGGACAUGCAAGAAAGUGUUGUCGAAGAAGCAGCAAAUUCCAUAGCAGACGCUGAAUCUGUUAUUCCGCACCAACUACCCGAAAAGGUUCUAAAUCAUGUAGACGAAAUAACGGUCUUUGGUUUUGAUGCAUUAGAGAAGGAACACCCGCCAAUUGAUGCUGAAUACAUGCGCCCCACGGUGUCGGUCGUCGAUGAAAACUCAGGUUUGGUCCUGCAGUCAGAAAAUGUAUGUUCGUUCCAGGCAGCCCCGUCGUCCCCCUCUGACAUUUCGCCUGUGGUGAGCGAGGCACCUAUGCAGACAGAAACGAUACAAGAGGCGGUAGCCCCCACAGAGGCCACCAUUCUCUCAAAUGAAAAUGUCAGUCCAGCUGUUACGCUACCAGCUAGCAUGUUACUUGGGUCAAUCGCAAAUUUCAUCGAUACAUCUGCAGGAAACCAAACAAAUUUUAGCAUCAACGACUUGCAGAACAAUCCAUCUUUAAUGAAUGUUUUGAACAGUGCGGAAGUCCAAUCUGCUAUUCAAAACAAUCAACACAUAACCAUAGUACAGGUACCUGACAGAUCACUUUUGGGAGACUUCAAUAAUCUAGGGGACAAAAACUUUUCUAAUCUCAUACAAGUACCAUCAUCAUUAACAUUGGACAACAAUGUUAGUAAUUUGUUGAAAACACAAAAUGUAACUGCAGCUACAAUACCAACAGCCAACCAUUUAUCAAAUGUUGUCACGACGACUCCUACCCCUACUGUACAGCCUUCGCCAAUAGUAACUGCUGUUGGAAAACAAAAUAAAUCUGACGAGAAGAAAAAGCCUCGCCGUGCUGUUACACGGUCAGGUCGUGUAUCAAAGCCGCCAACGUACAGAGUAAGAGACUAUAAAACCUUAAGACCGGGUGCCUUGGCAAUGUGCAGUGAUUCGGAAGAGUAUUCAGACUAUACUCCAGAUGAUGAAGAUGGCGAAGACGCUGAUCGCUCAGAAAACGUCAAAUACCCGUUUGAUUCAGAAAGGCCGAAACGGUUCCAGUGUGAUAAAUGCGAUAAAUCAUACAUUGGUAGGGCCGGCCUCGCAAGGCACUAUAGACUGCAGGCAGAUCAUGGUAGUAUAGAAGACAUUCCAGAACCAGCUCCAACUCCAACUCCAGCACCUGUCCCGAAAGUACAAGUGACCGAGACUGACAGACCAAUGCCAAGGAGACGUGGAAGGCCCCCUAGAUUAAUAAAGCCUGCCCCGACAAGUGCGGAGUAUGCAGUCAAUACACCCAACUCCGUACCUACCACUGCUACAUUGGAUGGUAACAGUAUGGUACAAGGGGAUGGCCAAUCUCAGACACCAAGUGAUGUCAAAGUCAUUUAUCAAGCUCAGACGCUUGGGAAAAGAAAACAAAGAAUAAAAGAACUACUAAAAACAGUUGGAGAUGAGGACCUUUUAGAAUUGGUCCUUCCAAGAUUGUCCAAAGUUGUCACAGUUUGGGAGUUUCUACUUAUGAAAGUUGAAAAGGGACGACCAUGUCGAGCAUACUUUCCCGAUGUUUACAAAGAGCUUGGAAAGAUACGCAAACAGGUACAGAGGAUGGCCGUCGAGUGUUUGGAAAAGGCUGAACAACCUGAGCCAGUGGAGAACAGUUCUGAGAAUGAAGUAGAUGAAAACAUGGUCAUUGAAGAUGAAGUGAUAGCAAACUUGCUUGGUAUUGAAACAGGGUGUUACAAAGUCAAAAGUUCCAUGCCAGAGGUUGAAUUCAAAUACAAGCUACUUGUCACCGAUCCAACAGAGGCUGAGAGAAUGCCGCUUGACAAGCGAACUCUUGAGGUUGUAUCACAAGAUGAACUUGUUGAUCAGUCUCCAACAAAGAAAAGGAAGGUAGAUUGUCAACCACAGAGCCCAUCAAAGCUCAAUUUUGGAACUUCUGGAGCAACAUCUGAUCCAACUACAAUGCAAGUACAGGUCAAAUCAGAAGACCAACCUAGGCAGGUAGGUCUAUCAACACAGUUAACGUAUCGAGGUGAUUCCUCGCCCCCUCCACUACAGCCACUACCACUUCGACAUAAGCAAUCAACUUCAGCUGUUCAAGAGGCUCCACCAUCUACAUGUAUACCCGAGACCAGCCAAUCUACUCAGCAACAGACUAUAGAAACCACCAAUUCAGGAGACUUGAGACAAGAUAAUGGUGUUGUCAUUCCAUCUACAGUACAGCAGGAUUCACAGUUACACACUGCUGCCACCAGUACAGUGAAUUGCAACACUGUCAACAGUGGUGAAGUUUCAUCAAACGAUUUCAAAAUGUUAACCGAUAGUCAAGCAGAGACUGAAGUAAAUAAACCCUGUGAGAACUCUAUUGUCACCGAGAUACAAGUGGAAGAAUCUCGACAGCAAUCGCAGCAUCGAGUGUUGAUGCUGCCACCGGGUUUCAAUUUGUCCAAGACUCAAAAUGGUUAUGCCAUUGAUAAACCUGAUGGCACAACGUGGCAGAUCACUGGGGAGGGGAGCAUACCUCUGGACACAAUACAGGCAUUAUUAAAUAUGGACACUCCACAGGAAAUCUUUCAGGCCCAAACCAAUACGGGGGUCAAUCACGAACACAGUGAACAGGUAUCUAAGAUUGUGGAAGUUGCACAGGCCUCGGUUUCUCAGGAAGAGAUGGAAUUAAAUACCCAGAAUGUUGAUGCAUUGGCUGAAUCGCACUCGACUACGUCUGUACUGCCAGACAUCAAUACAAGUACACUUAAUGCUGAUCUGGUUCCAGGAACUGUUCUUCAGUCUGGUGUAUCUGAAGAGAGUCAAGUACGAACGGUUGACCUGUCUCCGGCCAUAUGCUCAGAGAGUUCUUUUGUAGCGAUGACAGAAACCCCAGCGUUAACAAAUGGAACUGCUGUAAAGUCUGUUGAAAAUAGUAUUGUGUAG